CAUGGCGAUACAGCUUUGCAUUAUGCGGCAUGUGAAGGACACAAAGAAGCCGUCGAAGUGUUGUUAAAUAACGGUGCUGAUUAUGAACUCGAAAAUUACAGGGGAGAGACUCCUUACAACAGAGCUGUAGAAGAAGGACACAUGGACUGCGCCUCCUUACUUAAACCCACCGCACGGUUGCAGUCGUUCAUCGCAGUGACGCCAAAUAACAAACCAGUGCCGCUACAACCCAACCAAGUAGACAAGUUAUGACUGAUUGCAAAGACAUCGAUACCAACCAUUUGUAGACUUGCAGACUGUAAUAUAUCUUGCCUUGGAUGACGUCACGUAUAGUACAAUUGUCAUUUACGUUUUGAUUGUUUUAAAUAAUUGUUUUAUAAGUCAAUCUGUUUGUUUUUUUCUAAAUUUUGUAGAUUUUACUCAUCAGAUAUUGUGAAACAUCCACCAAUUUUUGAACUAGUUUUUGCAAUGAUGUUAUAAAUAUUCCAAUUCAUUAGCAAUUUUAUGAUAUAUUAGAUCACCAGGAUUCAUAUACCAUCCACCUGUCCGUCCUCCGUUACAAUUAUCAGAAAUGAUGGCAAAUGUAUUUAUCAAUAUUUCUCUUUGUAAACACGGAUGUGUGAUAAUUUACUUUUUGAUCUCGUCGUGGCUAUGUUUACUUCCGAAA
Molecule: messenger RNA, 667 nt
Organism: Saccoglossus kowalevskii
Lineage: Eukaryota; Metazoa; Hemichordata; Enteropneusta; Harrimaniidae
Molecular function (GO): protein binding
Source: RefSeq, a predicted model, not a curated record